AUGGAAGAACCAAUCAACCUCAUUCCCUAUAAUGCUGACGCAUUGAGGGAGAACGAGACAUACUUAGAUCAUACCGGCACCACUCUCUAUGCGCAGUCUGCUUUGACGAGCUUCAUAAACAAGAUGUCAAGCAAUCUGUUCGGGAACCCACACUCAGACUCACGAUCCUCCCGGCUGUCAACCGAAAGGGUCGAUGAGAUCAGGAAGCAAACAUUGGCAUUCUUUCACGCCGACCCGGAGCAUUUCGAUCUGGUCUUUGCCAUGAACGCCACCGCGGCGAUCAAAUUGGUUCUUGAGGGUCUUACCCAUCCGCCUGUCUCCGAUAGCCCCGGGAAGACGUUCAAGGGGCCCGGACUCUGGGUGGGGUAUCAUCUCGAGUCUCACACGAGCGUUGUGGGACUACGUGAACUGGCUGCUGCCGGGCAACACUGCUUCAUGUCGGAUAGCGAAGUUGAGGCCUGGAUCCGGCCAAAUCCCGCCAGGGACAAGACCGAUCGAUGUCCAGUACAAACCUCCAACACGUUCCAGGUCGGUUUGUUUGCAUAUCCAGCACGAUCGAACAUGACCGGACGACGGCUCCCUCUUCAUUGGCCGGGCCGUCUCCGACAAUCACAAUACGCCUCUCACCAGAGAGUCUUCACCCUGCUGGAUGCUGCUGCACUGGCUCCGACUGCGUCACUGGACUGCUUCCGGGACCCCAAUGGAGCCCCCGACUUUACAGCCGUCAGCUUCUAUAAGAUCUUCGGAUUCCCUGACCUGGGAGGGCUGAUUCGACCCUACUUUGGCGGAGGCACGGUUGAGUUGGUCACUUGCUCCGACCAUCCCUGGCAUUCCAGGAACCCAUCCCGCAUCCACGAGAUACUUGAGGAUGGCACAGUCCCCUCUCAUAGCAUACUGGCCCUGGGGUGUGCUCUGACAACCCACAAGCAGCUGUACACUUCUCAGGAGCACGUGUCUCACCACACCACGCGGCUUACAGCACACCUCUACCAGUCGCUUUCCUCGCUUCGCCACCAUAACAGCGUCAAGGUGUGCGAGAUCUACCAAGAUCCACCGGCGGAGUACGGCGACAAGGCGGCCAACGAGCACCGCAUCCACCUUCGCACAGGCUCAGUCUGCAACCCCGGCGGACUCGCAAAGCUCCUCCAGCUGGAGGAAUGGGAGCUGUUCCAGAACUACACGGCGGAAGUACGUUGUGGCUGUCGCAGCGUGCUUGUGGGGCAUAAGCCUUCAGGGAUAAUCCGCGUGAGCCUUGGGGCGAUAGAGCACCCUGAACGAUGUCGAGCAUUUUAUAGGAUUUGUGCACCAUCUGUUCGGUGCAGGCGCCGUUCCUCCCCUGGCGCCUCCAAAGGCUCGAUCCUCCACCAGGACCACGCACCGCGACUCCUACUCCUCCAACCGAUGGUCGAUGCCGUGCACGGCAUCCUGCGCAUUAGCGUGCACCACUCCCUGCGCCGGCGCAACACCACAAACUCCGGCAAUCGAUGGCUAUAA
Aspergillus homomorphus CBS 101889 is the source of this 1494-nucleotide messenger RNA. RefSeq names its product PLP-dependent transferase. Lineage: Eukaryota; Fungi; Ascomycota; Eurotiomycetes; Eurotiales; Aspergillaceae. The record is from RefSeq and is a predicted model, not a curated record. The transcript has 5 exons. Gene Ontology annotation, molecular function: molybdenum cofactor sulfurtransferase activity. Gene Ontology annotation, biological process: molybdopterin cofactor metabolic process. Bases 1 to 1494 code for a protein of 497 amino acids.